AUUGCUAGCUGGUCUUGCGUUGGUAACAGAAACGAGUCUACGGACGACACUUGCAAGUACAACUCCCCUCUGGCACGCCAGGCGUUCGUCGAUGCAGUGGACCGAUUCUCCGACGAGUUGACCAAAGACGGCCGGAAGAUUCAGCUGGUCGCAAACGCAAGAUCCCUUCAGGAUGUCCAGGCGCUGCUGGCCAAUUCACUCGCCAAGUACCGAGAUGGCCGCAGGUUCCCAAGGGUCAGGAAGUGGCUGGAGAAAUCAGCGACCAAGAUCAACCACUUUAGCAAUGUGAUCAAUGUGUUUGUGCAACAAAAUCCCGAAUAUGUUGCUCUUGCCUGGGGAUCAAUGAGCCUUGUCCUGAUGUCGGCCCAGAACCACGAGAACACGAUGAGCCUCAUAGCAAAAGCCAUGUCUCAGAUCGCCGAUAAGCUGUCGCACGUCGAGCUGGCCACCGUCCUCUACCCCGGCGAGCGUAUGCGCGAGGCCGUCGGGAGGCUGUACGCAGACAUCCUCCGCUUCCUCAUCCGUGCGCACGACUGGUGCAGCGAGGGUUCUCUCCGCCACGCGCUGCACAGCAUCACCAGGCCCGCCGAGCUGCGGUACAAAGACCUGCUGGAGCGGAUAGACGAGGGGGCCCGAGAGGUCGAGAGACUGACAAACGCCGGCGCUCAGAAGCAGAUCAGCGAGAUGAGCCGGAUGCUGGUCCAGGUCAUGGACAAGCUCGAGACCGUCGUGUCCAUGCAGGCAUUACACUCGAGCACGCUGAUAAACACGAACCGCCAGCUGUCGGACCUGCAGUUCUCCCAGAUCAUGACCUUCGUCUCGAUGGGGGGACUGGGCGAUCCACAAAAGACGUUCCUGUUCCACCAGUCGCUUCAGCGGCGGCACACCCGCGCCAGGGCGGCGCCCGAGGUCGUCAACCGCUUCUGGGAGUCGCCCAGGCUGCUCGAUUGGUCGUCCGCCACGGGGUCCAGCUUGGCGACCAUGAAGGGCGGCUUCGAUGCCCGCUUCGCCAUGCGGGGCUUUCUUCUCAAGCUGAUACGGGAGCGGCAGGCCAAGGCGUCUACCAUCCUGUGGGCGCUCCCCAGGCCGGCAGAGGAUGGAUCGUCCUCGCACCGGCGGCGAGCUGGACCGAUCGACACCCGCAAUGAACCCAUCUCGGGCGUCGACAUCAUAAAGCACCUGGCCGUGCAGGCUUUUCGGCUCGGCGCAAAGUCGGCGAGCGAGAGGAGCAUGUCGCGGCAGUGUGCUCGGUUCCAGAGCGCGACCACGGAGCGGGAGUGGAUGGAGCUGCUCGGCUCGAGCCUCAUGGAUGCUAGCCGCUCCUCGCAAGUGCACAUCCUGAUCGACCUCGCAACGAUGGACCCAGUCCUGCGGCAGGCAGAUGAAUUUUUGUGGCAGGCGGAAUUCGAGCGGUUAUUUGUCGAAAUUUCGAGGCGGGCGCCGGGCCUGCAGGUCAAGGUCCUCUUUCUCAACUACGGAGCUCAAACAUGGCCAGGCCCAGACCCUCCGUGUUCGUUGGGGAUAAUAGUGCCUGUCAAGGUCAGCCAGACACCGGCCAGGAAGCGGAAAUAUGGCAGUGAUGGAAGGGGCAAUUUUCAGCCAAACGGGAAGCAGCGUCGUUACUUUUGAGCAGGUGCGCUAGGGCGGGCUCCACGGUGGAGGUGUAUGUAGCAGGGGCACAACUGCGGCCCGUACCUUCCGUCAGUCAAUUAGCGCC
Messenger RNA from Pyricularia oryzae 70-15, 1717 nucleotides. RefSeq lists its product as uncharacterized. The transcript is spliced from 3 exons. The record is from RefSeq and is a predicted model, not a curated record. The coding region runs from base 343 to 1629 and encodes 428 amino acids. NCBI's taxonomy places the organism in Eukaryota, Fungi, Ascomycota, Sordariomycetes, Magnaporthales, Pyriculariaceae.